Molecule: messenger RNA, 798 nt
Organism: Sorex araneus (European shrew)
Lineage: Eukaryota; Metazoa; Chordata; Mammalia; Eulipotyphla; Soricidae
Gene: ODAM
Product: odontogenic, ameloblast associated
Exons: 9
Coding region: 1-798 (265 amino acids)
Source: RefSeq, a predicted model, not a curated record
AUGAAAAUUAUAAUUUUUCUUGGACUCCUGGGAGCCACAAUGCCAGCACCGCUUAUUCCACAGCGCCUACUAUCUGCAAGUCACAGCCAUGAGUUACUUCUGAAUCUUAAUAAUGGUCAACUUCUGCCACUACAAUUUCAGGGCCCAUUUAAUUCAUGGAUUCCUUCUUUCUCUGGGGUUCCCCAACAGCAGCAGCAGACUCAAAAUCCAAGCCUCUCUCCAUUCUCAGUAACAAAUCUCGAACGAUUUCUUAAACCAUUCCCAAAUCAGGUACCUUCACCAGGACAGGCAGGAAAUUCCCGAGGAACCAAGAUGGGUCAGCCGGAGUUGUCACAGCCUCAAAAACCAUCUCAGAACCAACAAAACCCUAAUCACGUUUUGCCCUAUAUAUUCCCUUUCAAAAUGCCUCAAGAGCAAACACAGAUGCUUCAGUACUAUCCAAUUUACAUGUUCCUACCCUGGGAACAAACUGCCACCCAAUCACCUGCACCAACAGGACAACAACAAUAUGAAGAGCAGGUGGCCCCCGGAGGACAGCAACAGAUUGCAUUUGACCCAGUGAUAGUCACAAUUCCUGAAACUGCAGCAGUGCCAGCAGGAGGAGUGAUGCCAUACUUUCAAAACGAAAUGAUAGACUUUAAGCAUGCCAGUGCAGGAAUUGCCAUUCCUUCAACUUCACCAAAACCGAGCACAACAAAUUUUUUUGCUCCUGUCAUAGACCCAACUAUUACCCCAGAACUCAUGGAAGAGAAGGGGAAAAGAUGUGAUGGUGCCUUGGAUAUCACUUUAGGCUACUAG